Spathaspora passalidarum NRRL Y-27907 is the source of this 1664-nucleotide messenger RNA. RefSeq lists its product as uncharacterized. The record is from RefSeq and is a predicted model, not a curated record. Gene Ontology annotation, biological process: plasma membrane lactate transport. Gene Ontology annotation, molecular function: secondary active monocarboxylate transmembrane transporter activity. NCBI's taxonomy places the organism in Eukaryota, Fungi, Ascomycota, Pichiomycetes, Serinales, Debaryomycetaceae. Gene Ontology annotation, cellular component: plasma membrane. The transcript has a single exon. Bases 23 to 1624 code for a protein of 533 amino acids.
UACUACAAAUUAGCAAUACAAAAUGUCUGAGAAACCACAGGUUGAAUAUUUGUCGCCAACCAACUCCAUAUCCAAACAUCAACAGGAAACCGAUGUUUAUUCUAUCGCUCCCAAGGAUAUCGACCAUCAGUUAUUUAAUGAUAAACCAGACUUUUCUAGAGCUGCUAUCACAAAGUAUUUUGCAACCAGACUUUCAACUUUACUAGACUUGCCAUUGUAUCAUACAGAUAGGAAAUGGUAUCAAGUUAUCAACCCCAUUCCUGGUUUAAAAGAAAUGACAGGAAGUGACUGGAACUUCUACUUUAUGGGAUUCUUUGCUUGGGCCUUAGAUUCUAUGGAUUUCUUCUGCGUUUCGGUUGCCGCACCUGAAAUUGCAUCUUCAUUGGGAGUUAGUGUUACAGAUAUUACUUGGGGUGUUACUUUGGUGCUUAUGCUUAGAUCAGUUGGUGCUAUUAUAUUUGGUCUUGCGGCUGACUAUUUUGGAAGAAAAUGGACUUAUAUUUUGAUUCUCGUUUUAUUUAUUGUCGUUGAAAUUGGUACUGGAUUUGUGCAAACUUAUCAACAAUUCUUGGGAGUCAGAGCCGUCUUUGGUGUUCUUAUGGGAAGUAUGUACCCAGUUGCCAUGGUUACAGCAUUAGAAGGUCAACCAACUCGUGCCAGAUCUGUUCUUUCUGGUUUGUUCUUACCUGGAUACUCUUUUGGUUACAUCUUAGCUAUGGUCUUUUAUCGUGCUUUUGCAGGCACUUAUAAGCCAGGGGAAGGUUGGAGAUCUUUGUUUUGGUUCUCUGGAGGUCUUUCACUCCUCUUGAUUGCAUGGAGAAUCUGUUUCCCAGAAUCCCCAGACUUUAUUGCCAUGAAGAAUAAGAAGAAACAAUAUAAUGCUGAGGUUGAGAAAAAGGGAUUCUUACUGAAAAUCGACUACAGUGUUCUUACAACUCUUAAAACCGAAUGGUUGAUGUUUACUUACCUUGUCCUUUUAUACGCUGGCUGGAACUUUACUACCCAUGGAUCUCAAGAUCUUUAUGUCACAUUGUUAACCAAGCAAUUUAAUGUUGACCUCAACCUCAAAACCGUGAUUAUUGUUGUCAGUAACCUUGGUGGUAUUAUUGGUGGGAUCAUAAUGGGAUCUGUCUCAGAACUUCUUGGAAGAAGAUUAACAGUUAUUAUUUGUAUGUUGUGGUGUGGUGCUUGGCUUUAUCCUUCUUUCUUCCAUGCUGAUACUAAUUGGUGGGCAUAUGUUUUACUUACAGGUGGUGUUAUGGCGCUGUGGGGUGUUGGUCCAAUCCAUCUUUUAGAAUUAGUUAAUUCAACACACAGAGCUUUGUUAUCAGGGUUGGCUUAUCAAUUGGGUAAUUUAGUUUCUUCUGCCUCUGCUACCAUCGAAGCAAGAAUCGGUGAAAGAUUCCCAAUUGAAGGCGGGGCUCCUGGAACUUAUGAUUAUGGAAAAGUUAUGUGUAUUUUCUCAGGGUGUGUCUUUGCCUAUAUGAUUAUUUGUAUCUUCUUUGGACCAGAAAGAUUCCACAAAGAAUUGAGGUUGAGAGAUGAGGUUAUUCGAACCGCCGAUGAAGAGUCUGAAUUAGGGAUUGAAACUUCUGGAAGUGAAUCCCUGAUUCGCAGAGUUUAGUUCUGUAUUAUGUGUAACGUAAUGAAUAUUUUAUUUAAGU